Molecule: messenger RNA, 3457 nt
Organism: Manis pentadactyla (Chinese pangolin)
Lineage: Eukaryota; Metazoa; Chordata; Mammalia; Pholidota; Manidae
Gene: DLL4
Product: delta like canonical Notch ligand 4
Exons: 11
Coding region: 330-2387 (685 amino acids)
Biological process (GO): axon guidance; cell communication; Notch signaling pathway
Cellular component (GO): membrane
Molecular function (GO): calcium ion binding
Source: RefSeq, a predicted model, not a curated record
AGUAGCGGCGCUGAGCGCAGGCUGGGAAUAGGAGGCCAAGGGCCGCAGCUCGAGCCGUCUCAGUACAGUGUACCGGAGCAUUAGCCUGCUUGAAGCCCCGGGAUUGGCCCGAGGACACGUCCUGAGCGCGGCCACCGCCCAGCCGCCCUCACCUGGAUUAUCUACCGCAGCAGUUGGAGCGGAGCUAGAGAGCAGGCGAGGCCAGAGGAAAGCCCCGAGCAGAGCCUGGCUUUUCAGGGACCCCUCCGCGGGGUGGACGCUCGGGAAAGCGAGGUCCUGAACGGAGCCAGCUUCAGAGCCGGCGGGUGGAGAGAGAGACGCCCUAGGGGAUGGCAGCCGCGUCCUGUAGCCCCUCCGGCUGGGCGCUACUGCUGCUGGUGGCACUUUGGCAGCAGCGCGCCGCCGGCUCGGGAGUCUUCCAGCUGCAGCUGCAGGAGUUUGCCAACGAGCGAGGCGUAUUGGCUAGUGGGCGGCCGUGCGAAUCCGGCUGCCGGACCUUCUUCCGCGUCUGCCUUAAGCACUUUCAGGCUGUCGUCUCUCCCGGACCCUGCACCUUCGGCAGUGUUUCUACUCCUGUGCUGGGCACUAACUCCUUCGCCGUCGGGGAUAACAGUAGCGGCGGGGGACGCAACCCUCUCCAACUGCCUUUCAAUUUUACCUGGCCGGGUACCUUCUCACUCAUCAUCGAAGCUUGGCACGCGCCAGGAGACGACCUGCGACCAGAGGCCUUGCCACCAGACGCACUCAUCAGCAAGAUCGCCAUCCAGGGCUCUCUAGCUGUGGGCCAGAAUUGGUUACUGGAUGAGCAGACCAGCCCCCUCACAAGGCUGCGCUACUCUUACCGGGUCAUCUGCAGUGACAACUACUAUGGGGACAGCUGCUCACGCCUGUGCAAGAAGCGCAAUGACCACUUCGGCCACUACGUAUGCCAGCCAGAUGGCAGCCUGUCCUGCCUGCCUGGCUGGACUGGGGAGUACUGCGACCAGCCUGUCUGUCUUUCUGGCUGUCAUGAGCAGAAUGGCUACUGCAGCAAGCCAGCAGAAUGCAUCUGCCGCCCAGGCUGGCAGGGCCGCCUCUGCAAUGAAUGCAUCCCCCACAACGGCUGUCGCCAUGGUACCUGCAGCACCCCCUGGCAGUGCACCUGUGAGGAGGGCUGGGGAGGCCUGUUCUGUGACCAAGAUCUCAACUACUGCACCCAUCACUCCCCGUGCAGGAAUGGGGCAACGUGCUCCAACAGUGGGCAGCGGAGCUACACCUGCACCUGUCGCCCAGGCUACACUGGUGUUGACUGUGAGCUGGAGCUCAGCGAGUGUGACAGCAACCCCUGUCGCAAUGGAGGCAGCUGUAAGGACCAGGACGAUGGCUACCGCUGCCUUUGUCCCCCUGGCUACUAUGGCCUGCACUGUGAACACAGCACUUUGACCUGUACUGACUCCCCCUGCUUCAAUGGUGGCUCCUGCCGGGAGCACAGCCAGGGGGCCAGCUAUGCCUGUGAAUGCCCCCCCAACUUUACUGGCUCCAACUGUGAGAAGAAAGUAGACAGAUGUACCAGCAACCCGUGCGCCAAUGGGGGCCAGUGCCUGAAUCGAGGUCCUAACCGCUUGUGCCGCUGCCGUCCUGGAUUCACGGGCGCCCACUGUGAGCUCCACAUUAGUGACUGUGCCCGCAGCCCUUGUGCCCAUGGUGGCACUUGCCAUGACCUGGAGAAUGGGAUAGUGUGCACCUGCCCUGCCGGCUUCUCUGGCCGGCGCUGUGAGGUGCGGACACCUAGUGAUGCCUGUUCGUCGGGACCCUGCUUGAAUGGGGCCACCUGCUACACUGGCCUCUCCCUGGACAACUUCGUCUGCAACUGCCCCUAUGGUUUUGUGGGCAGCCGCUGCGAGUUCCCCGUGAGCAUGCCGCCCAGCUUCCCCUGGGUGGCUGUCUCCCUGGGCGUGGGGCUGGUGGUGGUACUGGUGUUGCUGGGCAUGGUGGCAGUGGCUGUGCGGCAGCUGCGGCUUCGGCGGCCCGACGAUGGCAGUAGGGAAGCCAUGAACAACUUGUCGGACUUCCAGAAGGACAACCUGAUCCCCACCACCCAGCUCAAGAACACAAACCAGAAAAAGGAGCUGGAAGUGGACUGUGGCCUGGAUAAGUCCAACUGCGGCAAACAGCAAAACCACACAUUGGACUAUAAUCUGGCCCCAGGAUCCCUGGGGCGAGGCACCAUGCCAGGGAAGUAUCCCCACAGUGACAAGAGCUUAGGGGAGAAGGCGCCACUGCGGUUACACAGUGAAAAGCCAGAGUGUCGGAUAGCAGCGAUAUGCUCCCCAAGGGACUCCAUGUACCAGUCGGUGUGUUUGAUAUCAGAGGAGAGGAAUGAAUGUGUCAUUGCCACAGAGGUAUAAGGCAGGAGCCUUCCCAGGACAUACCAGCUUUGCCCCAGCAGCUGGACCUUCCUUCUGCACUGUUUACAUUGCAUCCUGGAUGGGACAUUUUUAAUAUGCAACGUGCUGCUCUCAGGAGGAAGAGGGAAUGGCAUGAACUGGAUAGACUAUGAACUUGCCAAGAGAUGCAGUUCCCUUCCACACCUUUGGGUGUUUGUCUGGCAUCCUAUUGGCAGGCACACCAGCCAGGGGAACAGAGGAGAGGUGCCACUUGGACCUACCUUUCCAGCAGCGGCCUUCAGAGGGCUCCUUUUGGGUUCUGGCCUGUUUUCCAGAGGGCGUGACAGUGGUCCUGUGAGGCCUGGAGCUGCUGUGACCUCCACUGGCAUCUGUGUUUCCAAAAGUGCCUUUGGCCCAGGCUCCAUGGCGACAGCUGGGUCCAAAUCAGAGAGGAGAGAGGAAGCCAGUAAGGGCAGAGCCAUCUGUGGGCUGGGAGACCAUUGGGUGUGGCUCUUGGCAGGAGUUUCCCUGCAGGUGAGGUGAGCACCUGAAAUGGGGGAGCACUUUCUGCUCCAUGCCUCCAACUACUGCACGUGGGCCAUGCUCACAACACCUCUGUGGCCUCUCCUUGGCCCAGGCCCUCUGGGCAAGGAUGUUUGCCAAGCCUCCCCUGGCUUCCACCACUUUUGGCCUCACAUGCCUCCUGAGGUGAGUCCUCAGUGGGCUCCUGUGAGCAGACAAGCGGAGCAUCUGCCUGGGGCACCAGGCCUACCUGGGGAGCUCAGGGCAGUGAUGCUGGAAAUCCCAGUGAGGGAGAAAUCGGGCGCUGUUGCCACCUAGGCCUUCUCCUCCCUCGGGCCCGUUCCUGUGGCCUCGAGCCUGGGCUCUGCCCACACCCACUACUGCCCCAGACCAACCUUGAAGCUGAUCUUCAGAAAUCAAUAAUAUGAGUUUUUAUUUUGUUUUUUGUAGUUUAUUUUGGAGUCUAGUAUUUCGAUAAUUUAAGAAUCAGAAGCACUGACCUUUCUACAUUUUAUAACAUUAUUUUGUAUAUAACGUGUAUUUAUAAUGUGGAACAGAUGUGUACAGGA